Messenger RNA from Prunus armeniaca (apricot), 3591 nucleotides. NCBI's taxonomy places the organism in Eukaryota, Viridiplantae, Streptophyta, Magnoliopsida, Rosales, Rosaceae. The record is from the annotation of a GenBank genome assembly.
AUGGGCGAUCCUCUGGAGAGGCUGGGAUCGGAGGCCAUAGGGCUUGAAUCGAGCAUCAAGGACGACCUCUCCAUGGAGAUCGAUCCUCCUUUCAAAGAGAACACGGCCACAGCCGACGACUGGAGAAAGGCGCUCAGCAAGGUCGUCCCAGCCGUCGUCGUUUUGAGGACAACGGCGUGUCGUGCCUUCGACACUGAGGCCGCUGGUGCUAGCUAUGCCACUGGCUUUGUCGUCGAUAAGCGCCGCGGGAUCAUCCUCACCAAUCGCCAUGUUGUCAAGCCUGGACCUGUAGUUGCAGAAGCCAUGUUUGUGAACCGUGAAGAAGUUCCAGUAUACCCUAUAUAUAGGGAUCCGGUACAUGAUUUUGGCUUCUUUUGUUAUGAUCCUGGUGCAAUACAGUUUCUUAAUUAUGAAGAGAUUCCUCUGGCCCCUGAGGCUGCUUGUGUUGGUCUAGAAAUCAGGGUUGUCGGUAACGAUAGUGGUGAAAAGGUUUCUAUUUUAGCUGGUACUCUUGCUCGUUUGGAUAGAGAUGCUCCUCAUUACAAAAAGGAUGGUUACAAUGACUUCAAUACAUUCUACAUGCAAGGUAGAUAUUUUGGGCUAUACUUGGGCCGUAUUGUACUGCUUUAUUGGUUGUUGGGUGAGGAUGAAGAUAUAAGGUACAACAAAGGGAAGGAGAUUCCAUUUACAAAAAGGAGAAUGAGUUCUUACUGGGGUACAUUAAUGCAUUACCGGUUUUUUCUUGAAACAUUGAAGCCUUGUCUGAAAUUUCUGUCUCAGUUCUCUGGAAUGGAACUUUUUCUUUCCUUUUUUAUUUUACAACAAACUAGUGUAUUUCCAACUCAUGCUGCAUCUGGCACAAAAGGUGGUUCCAGUGGAUCUCCUGUGGUUGAUUGGUUAGGCAGGGCAGUGGCCUUGAAUGCUGGUAGCAAGUCAUCAAGCGCUUCAGCUUUUUUUUUACCCUUAGAACGAGUUGUGAGGGCAUUGAAGUUUCUCCAGAAGGGCAGAGAUUCCUUUGUCAAUAAAUGGGAGGCAGUCUCUAUACCUCGUGGUACGCUUCAGUUAGUUCGUCAUGCAUCUCCCCUGGGUGAAACUGGGAUGCUUGUUGUUGAGAAUGUGGUACCUGGUGGUCCAGCUUACAAGUGUUUGGAGCCAGGUGAUGUUCUUGUUUGCAUGAAUGGGGAAGUAAUUACCCAAUUCCUGAAAAUGGAGACCUUACUUGAUGACAGUGUUAAUCAAAAGAUUGAAAUGCAAAUUGAAAGGGGUGGCAAACCAUUAACUGUAGAUUUGGUGUGCAGUGGCCAGGAUUUGGUGCAAUGUUCUGUAAUUCUUAAUGGAGGUGCUGCAAGAUAUAUGCUCUUUAGAGCUGGAGUUCCUCGCCAUGCUAUCAUUAAGAAGUUUGCUGGUGAGGAAAUAUCACGACUUGAGGAUCUAAUUUCAGUUCUAUGCAAGCUAUCUCGGGGUGCUCGAGUGCCAUUAGAGUAUAUAAGCUACAUGGAUCGUCAUCGAAGGAAGUCAGUCCUGGUCACGGUUGAUCGCCAUGAAUGGUAUGCCCCUCCACAGAUAUACACACGUGAUGAUUGUACGGGCCUUUGGACUGCCAAGCCUGCUUUUCAACCUGAUGCUAUUCUGCUAUCAUCUGGUAUCAAUGGUCUCGGAGGUACAGGAAGCCAAGCAGGUCCUCUAAGUAGUGAGGUCAUUUCUGUGGGACACAUACAUCGCGAUAGCCACGAGGAAUUGACUGAUGGCGUCGCUAGUAUGGAAACCAGUUAUGAGCAUGCUUCUGAAGGAGCACAUUCUCGGGAUGAAUUUGAUGCUGGAACAAAGAAGCGGCGAGUGAAGGAGAAUUUUUCUUCUGAUGGAAGUGUUGUUGCUGACUGUUCUUUUCCCGAAACAAAUGAAGUUAACCUGGAGGAUCCAAAUACCAUGGAGAAUGCUGUUAUGGGAGAUUUUCAAGCUGCAAAUGUAGCCACUGCUAAUGCUUCAUUAGCUGAACGUGCUAUAGAGCCGACUCUCGUUAUGCUUGAGGUUCAUGUACCACCAUCUUGUAUGCUCGAUGGUAACACAGUUGCAAUAUCUUCCUCUGACGUGAUGCUAUCGUUUGCUGCUUUUCCAAUUGAAAUUCCAGGCGAGGUGGUUUUUCUCCACCCUGUUCACAAUUAUGCUCUCAUUUCAUAUGAUCCCUUGGCCCUGGGAGCUAUUGGUACCUCUGUUGUUCGUGCUGCUGAACUACUUCCUGGUAGCCAACAAGCCAACGGGUCUAGCCCAGUGGAAAAGGGUCUUGACUUGCAGACCAGUGGUCUCAAGUUCGAACCCCAUGACAUCUCGGCAGAUCCUGCGUUACGUCGUGGGGAUUCUGUGUAUCUUGUGGGGUUAAGUAGAAGCCUACAAGCAACAUCUAGAAAGUCCACCGUGACCAACCCUUGUGCUGCAUUAAAUAUUGGCUCCGCUGAUUGUCCACGGUACAGAGCAACCAAUAUGGAAGUCAUCGAGCUUGAUACUGAUUUUGGUAGUACAUUUUCUGGUGUGCUAACUGAUGAGCAUGGAAGGGUCCAAGCCAUCUGGGGUAGCUUUUCAACUCAGCUGAAAUUUGGUUGCAGUAGCUCUGAAGAUCAUCAAUUUGUUAGAGGCAUCCCAAUUUAUGCAAUCAGCCAAGUCCUAGAAAAAAUCAUUUCUGGUGCUCAAGGCCCUCCUCUUCUCAUAAAUCGUGUCAAAAGGCCAAUGCCUCUAUCUUUAAAGUCUCUUGGAUGUUCUGCUCAUCUUUUAAUCCCUUAUGGGCAUCUUGACGUAUUUAGUGUAUUUAGAUGGAGAGGAGCAGUCAAAUCCUUUGACGGGGUGGAUUGUUCCAUGAUAGAGAUCAAGCCGUAUCUCCUUAGGAAACUCUUCUCUUUUGAAGGUCCUUGGUCCUCUUUUAGGAGAUAUUCUUCUGCUCUUGUCAAGAAAGAUCCAAUUAGACGACAAGUUUUACGUGUCAAAGGAUGUUUAGCUGGAUCUAAAGCUGAAAAUCUGUUAGAGCAGGGAGACAUGGUUUUGGCGAUCAAUAAGGAGCCAGUUACAUGCUUCCGUGAUGUGGAAAAUGUCUGCCAAGCAUUAGACAAAAAUGAAAACAAAGAUGGCAAGCUUGACAUGACCAUUUUUCGGCAGGGACGUGAAAUUGAUCUUCUUGUGGGAACUGAUGUUAGGGAUGGGAGUGGUACUACUCGUGUAGUAAAUUGGUGUGGGUGUAUCGUUCAGGAUCCACAUCCGGCAGUGCGUGCUCUUGGGUUUCUUCCAGAAGAAGGUCAUGGCGUAUAUGUGGCAAGGUGGUGUCAUGGUAGUCCAGUGCAUAGGUAUGGUCUAUAUGCUCUUCAGUGGAUAGUUGAAGUCAAUGGAAAACAGACUCCUGAUUUAGAUGCUUUUGUGAAUGUAACAAAGGAGUUAGAACAUGGACAGUUUGUUCGUGUGAGGACAGUUCACCUAAACGGGAAGCCUAGAGUUCUAACAUUGAAGCAGGACUUGCACUACUGGCCCACUUGGGAGCUGAGAUAUGAUCCUGAUUCUGCUAUGUGGUGCCGAAAGACAAUUAAGGCGCUAGAUUAUACUGGCAUAUGA